UUAUAUGUGUCUCAAUAGAAAUCCCCUCUUGGAGCCAGCAAUCUGUAUGUUAUUCUAAGUGACAGUUUUCUGGAAAUCCCCCACCUAGUUGUAAGCUCCGCCCCGCUGCAUUUACAGCCUGCUGCACAAGCUCCGUUGGGAUACAACCAAACGCACCUCGUACCGAACAACUAGGACCAGUAUGGACCUCCACCGGACCAGUAUAUUAAACCAAAUGGAUUAUAGCCGGGAGUCGAAAGAAGGGAAACCGGCCCAGUCGACGGAGGAGCGUCUGGACAGUGGUUUAGACUCGCUGAAGGAGGAGGAGUACCAGGCUGUGGCCGCCGAGAUCCGUCGGCUCCAGGUGGAAUGUGAGCCGUCGCAGCACCGACAGCCCGUCGUCGCCACCGGAGAGCUGCAGGAAUGGAAAACACAGAUAACAGAGGACGGAGACACGCUGCUCCACCUGGCCAUCAUCCACGAGGCCAAGGACUAUAUCAGAAAAAUGAUAGAAGUGUCCAAGAACACAGACUUCCUCAACACACAGAAUGACCAGAGACAGACUCCUCUUCAUUUAGCAGUUAUAACAAACCAGGCAGAUGUGUGUCAGCGCCUCCUCGCUGGCGGCUGUGACCCCACGCUGGUGGACGACAACGGCGACACACCACUCCACAUCGCCUGUCGCCACGGUAACCUACCCUGCUUCAGCGUCAUCACACAGAACUGCCAGCUAGAGCAUCUACACAGCGUGAUGGCCGCCUACAACUAUCAUGGUCAGAACUGCCUCCACUUGGCCUCAGUGUAUGGUUUCCUCUCGCUGGUGGAGAACCUGGUGGAUCUAGGAGCUGACAUUAACGCAAAGGAACAGCGUAACGGUCGCAGUGCGCUGCAUCUGGCUGUUGACCAGCAGAACCUCCUGCUGGUCCAACUGCUGCUGAAGAAAGGAGCGGAUCCCAACCAGCUCACAUCCGGAGGCCACAGUCCCUUCCACCUCACCUACGGCCGCGACAACGGCAACAUCAGAAUGGAACUGUACUCUCUGACCGAUCCCAGCCUGAGGGAGCUGCCCGACAGCGAAUCAGAAGACAGCGAGGAGGAGGCGAUUGAGGAGUCCGAUGAUGAGGUUAGUUAUGAUGAUAUCCAGUGGAACGGACAUUAGUAGGAAGCGAGAGAGAGAGAGAGGGAGAGAGAGGAAGUCGCAGAGGCAGGAGGCUGUGACGAAGACGGUGAAGGAAAACAGAGAACGGCCUCGGCACGUCUACCACUUCCUCACGUUGGCCGUCACACAAGCCCGACCGCGUGUCACAGAAGACGCAUCGCAGGGGGUGCGGCCCGCCGACGAGAACGACAGACCGCUCAUGAGAGGAACAGGCAGCUGCAAAAAAAAAAAAAAAAAACAGAGACUGAUGGCCAAAUUUAAAAAGAGUUCGACCGCUCCAGGCUGCAGGAAAGAGAGGAGACAUGAUGAGAUGUGAACACGUGACGCAUUACGACGGGAUGGGAUCGCUUGUAUGCUUAAAAAAAGUGGAAUCGCUUUGUAUUCUGUGGACGCUGCAAAUCAUUCUCACAAAAAAAACCAUCCAUCUGCAACACAUGUACCUGCAACAGCUCUGUUGUAUGAUAUUGUAAAUGCUGUGUAUACAAAGAUGUAUUUUUUAUGGAAGCUGUGAAUGUGUACAGUUGAGCAGGUUGUAUAUGUCAAGACAGCAAACAGUCCAGCACACUCCAGUUAAAUUAAAACACUCAUAUUUAACAG
This is a messenger RNA of Scomber japonicus (chub mackerel), 1735 nucleotides long. RefSeq names its product nuclear factor of kappa light polypeptide gene enhancer in B-cells inhibitor, alpha b (gene nfkbiab). Bases 182 to 1138 code for a protein of 318 amino acids. Gene Ontology annotation, molecular function: protein binding. The record is from RefSeq and is a predicted model, not a curated record. The transcript is spliced from 6 exons. Lineage: Eukaryota; Metazoa; Chordata; Actinopteri; Scombriformes; Scombridae.